Molecule: messenger RNA, 1652 nt
Organism: Diaporthe batatas
Lineage: Eukaryota; Fungi; Ascomycota; Sordariomycetes; Diaporthales; Diaporthaceae
Exons: 1
Coding region: 414-1568 (384 amino acids)
Biological process (GO): regulation of lipid storage
Cellular component (GO): endoplasmic reticulum
Source: RefSeq, a predicted model, not a curated record
GCGAGGUACAGUUGCCUACUAUUGCGAUAGACAGCAUUUUGUCCUUAAGAGUUUCCUUUCAUUAGGCAGCUUCAUGCUGGGCGGUAGACCGAAACUUCCGCCUGUAUCUACUGCUCUUGAUUCUCAACGUGAUAGAGCAGUUCGAAAGGUUCGCGAGACAUUUAUCUCUUCACUUGGCCAUUCGUGUAUCGUCAUCCUGCGGCCCAGCUUCUUCCUGGGAAAGACCUAACAUAUUACGGACCUGAUUUGUCGAACUCUUGUAUCUUCUUCUCCUUGUUAAUAGCUGUGUUCAUAUGAGUGACUUGUCGUCCUGAAACACCAGCGCCAUUUCCGAGUGUUGGGUGUCGUGUGGAGUUGUUGGGCAGCCUCCUUGCCCGCGAGCAGUGCUUGCCCAAGGGCGCAGGAAUCUCACGAUGGACACCCGUACAAGCAGGUCCAUCGCGAGUGUCGCCUUGGUCUGCCUGCCCGCAGCCUUCUUAUUGCGCCGUCAUCUCUUCCCAGCACGCUCGGGCAAUGUUAUCAAAGCGCCGGAGCGGGAGCAAGCAGCCUUGCCUUGUGCUCACCCGACGGAGCUCUCAUCUCUUCCUUAUCCUCCCGAUGCCCUUCCGGGCGGCCGCGAUGUCCCGACUCCAUACGGCAACAUCCACGUCUUCGAGUUUGGCCCGUCAGAUGGCGAGAGGGUCCUGUUUCUCCACGGCCUGUCGAUGCCUAGCGUCUCCGGUUCCAACACCGCAGUCACUCUUGCUAGCAAGGGCUAUCGAGUGAUGCUUUUCGACCUCUUUGGCCGUGGAUGGUCGGACGCACCAGACCCCGAGGAUGUCGACUAUGAUGAGAGACUAUUUGCGAGCCAGAUCACGAUGGUCCUGGCGAGCUCCGAGGUCAGCUGGACGGGCCAUGCCAUGGUGGGAGGUAACGGGGGUUUCCACAUCAUUGGGUACUCGCUGGGUGGAGGCCUUGCUGCUAAUUUUGCAAGCUGGUUCCCGCACUUGGUCCGGUCAUUAACCUUGGUCGCACCUGGAUCAUUGCAGAGACUUGGUGACAUUGGCUGGCGAACCCGCCUGCUGAACUCGAGAUGGGGGCCAAACUGGCUGAUUCAAAGUUGGUACAGGCGGCGGCUUGAGCCCAAAUUUAUAGCCGCAGGGCAUGGCAGUUUCACGACUGGCGACCCUUGGGACGAUGCCAUCAUUUCACCGACCCGACCUCAAGUCACCGCGGCCUCCAUCAUGUCGUGGCAUCUGGACAACCACAAGGGUUUCGUACCGGCCGUCAUCAGCACCUUGCGAUACGCCCCAAUCUAUGAGCGGUACGACGACUGGAAGAGAUUGGGAAGCCUUCUUUCUGCGAGAAGGGAGAAUCCCCAUCUGCCUGGCUUGUUCGGCGGGCGGUUGCUGUUCAUCCUCGGUUCCCAUGACCAGAUUGUACCAGAACAUAAGAUCAUGCCAGAUGCAAGGGGCAUAAUUGGUGGCGAUGCUUGCCAGGUGGAGGUGUUAGAUGCUGGCCAUGAGCUUGGCAUUACCAAGGGCACUGAGGUGGCAGAAAUUGCAAGCAAAUUCUGGGGGGCAUCUUAGUUUAGAGCAUGCCUAGGUACCUAGGUAGGAACAGAUAUCAGAUAGAAAAAAUUUGGUCUGAGCAAGAAACAACAUUUUGGGAAG